Mesorhabditis spiculigera is the source of this 225-nucleotide messenger RNA. The record is from the annotation of a GenBank genome assembly. NCBI's taxonomy places the organism in Eukaryota, Metazoa, Nematoda, Chromadorea, Rhabditida, Rhabditidae.
AUGGCCAUCGGCCCCAUCCUCCCCUACCUCAUCAAGCCACUCUACUACUACCUGGCGAUCCAGGUCUACCUUGAAGGAUAUCUGAAUAUACCUCCAGAAAAGUUGAAUACCUUCAAGGGCACUGUACGGCUUCUUUUCCAACCCGAGACCGACACCCAUGCUUUCUAUUUGAACUAUGAUAUGAUGGAGAUUCAGAAUUCCGAAGGUAUCUACUGGAUUAAUUUA